GCGGCAGUGUGAUGCGCACACGCGUUCAAAAAUUCGAAUACGAAAAAUGCUUAAAAAGUUUAUUAAGUUGCAAAAGUGCCUGACGACAGUUUGGUAAUUAACGGCUGGAUGGGAAAUUUUUCGUAUAAAAAUUCUGCAAAAUUUAAAGCUAAUUUAAGCAAAUAAGAAUUGAACUUCUACGUUAUUUUUUUGUUGCUGAUUUGUAAUAAAAAACCGUCGAAAAUUGCAUUUGAAAACAAACGAAAAUCGGCAGUGUUAAGCGUUAAUUAUGUGCGACCGGAUUUUAUUGGGUGGAAAGUGUAGAUGAUUUUUAAAAUUUUUUUAUAUUUAGGUUGUGUAAACAAAUAUUUGCGAGAGAUUAAAUUUUGUAAACAAACAUUUGCUUUGUUUAGCCAGAGAACUCUUUAUUGAUUACAAAUGACUAUAAAAUACCUAUUUGAGUAUUUUCUUUCUUAACAACUCUGAACAAGCGAAAUAUAGGGAGUGUGUGUGUGCGAUUCCUUUCGCAUACUUUUAUGAUGUGCGAUUCGUCUAAUGACUUUUUGCAGCAGCAGCAGCCGCCAGUGAUGAUUGCGAAUAAGACAGAUAGCCCUCAGGGCACCCCCACCAAACUGGCACAUCAAUUUUGGUUCUCAUAUCCGCCACCGGGCGCUGGCGGAGGCUCUUCCAACAGCAAAACAUCGCAAACGGACGAAGAGAAGCAACGCGACCGGCAACGCAGCGAACGUGAAGCGAAGAAAGAGGAACAGGACGCCAUCAAUUACAAGCGCGAUAAAGAGGCACGUGAGGCGCGUUUGCUUGAUUUGGAAAUACGUCGACAACAGAAGCGCGAAGAGCAUAAACAACAACAUCAGCUGCAGCAACAACAGCAGGCACAGGGAGGACCAAGCGAGAAGAGUCCACCUACAACAUCGGGCCAGUCACAACAACAACAACAACAGCAGCAACAGCAGCAACAACAACAACAACACGUGACUGGUGGCAGCAGCAGUAGCGGGACUACAGCGCCCCGUAUACAAACACCGCCAGAUCGUUCCUGUCCGCCAGCGUUUCGAAGUCGUUCCAUCGAGCGUGAGCUACAUUACGAGCGCAAAAGGUAUUCGGCGCCGGAAACAGCCGAAAUCAAGGAGGGUGUAAGCACGACACCAUCACCGCAGGCAAUCACUGGACCGCCGCCAGCCACACAUCAUUCGGUGGUGGCGGGCCCUCCGGCAACAGCAGCAGCUGCUACAGCUGCUAUAAUACCCAUAUUACCGCUUGGAGUUGCCACGCUGCGUGAUGACUCCACGGAAUCAGAGCAAUCCGUGACGUGUACGCAGGCCCAGCCAGAUGCGUAUCAUCGCAUUAUGUGA
This is a messenger RNA of Anastrepha obliqua, 1352 nucleotides long. RefSeq lists its product as uncharacterized. The transcript is spliced from 5 exons. Lineage: Eukaryota; Metazoa; Arthropoda; Insecta; Diptera; Tephritidae. The record is from RefSeq and is a predicted model, not a curated record. Bases 516 to 1352 code for a protein of 278 amino acids.